AUGGUUCGCGACAUGAAACAAUACAUCAGCUCUUGUCCCCAAUGCCAAAUCAACAAGGUGAACCCCGGAGACAAGACCUUGGCGAAAACCAUCCCCUUUCAACCAGCAUUAUUCCCCUUUCACCGCGUUCAUAUCGACAUCAAAGGACCACUUCCGCAAACUGAAAAUGGAAACCGUUACAUUUUGGUUUCUAUUGACGCGCACACCAAAUACGUCAUGGUCUCCCCGAUGCCAAACCAAGAAACUAAGACUGUCAUCAACGCAUUCAUGGAAAGCGUAAUCACAAAAUUCGGAAUUAUGGAACUCUUAUAUUCCGAUAAUGGCAGCCAGUUCACCGACCAACUUUUCGUGCAGCUAGGAAAACACUAUGGAUUUAAACAUCAAUAUUCCCCGGUAAACACGCCGCAUCUGAAUGGUCAAGUGGAAAGGGUAAAUAGAACACUAGCCGUCAUGCUCAAAACGGCAGCCGAGGACUACAGUACCCAUUGGGACCUACACUUAUCAAAAAUGGUCUUUGUAUACAACACAUCUCCGCAUGCUACCACCAAGGAGACCCCGUUCUUCCUAAUGCACGGAUUUGACCCACUACUCCCAAGUGACUUACUUCUUCGCACCUUUUCGCAACGCCGCACAACUUAUGGUGAAACAGACGUGGCCAUGCAACAUAUUAUGGCCAUGAACAACGCCUAUGAGCAAGCCGCGCUACAAACCCACCGAACCGACGAUCAGAAUGACGACUCCGCCCCAAUACCAUCAGCUCCUUCCUCGCAGAAAACAAUCACAAAAAAUGAUCUAAUUUUGAUCAUCGACCCCGCCAAAAAAUCGAAGUUCCAACCCACAUGGAUCGGACCCUUCCGCGUUAUGGAAAGUGGCCGAUCAAUCAUAAAAGCGCGACUCCUAAGUGACCCAAGAAAAAUUACAACUACUCACGUGAACAAAUGUAAGCUAUAUUUUACUCGUGAUUCGAGCCCCAUCCUAGGGCAAGAAAGCAGCAUUUAA
This is a messenger RNA of Bursaphelenchus xylophilus (pine wood nematode), 999 nucleotides long. NCBI's taxonomy places the organism in Eukaryota, Metazoa, Nematoda, Chromadorea, Rhabditida, Aphelenchoididae. The record is from the annotation of a GenBank genome assembly.